Messenger RNA from Zingiber officinale, 1348 nucleotides. RefSeq names its product tetraspanin-8-like. The transcript has 2 exons. Lineage: Eukaryota; Viridiplantae; Streptophyta; Magnoliopsida; Zingiberales; Zingiberaceae. Gene Ontology annotation, cellular component: plasmodesma; plasma membrane. Bases 295 to 1068 code for a protein of 257 amino acids. The record is from RefSeq and is a predicted model, not a curated record. Gene Ontology annotation, biological process: auxin-activated signaling pathway.
GUUGCGCAGAAAAUGUCCCGAUCUCUGCGCGAAGAAGACAACGUGGGAAGGGCACGUCUGUUUCUCGUCAUUCCUCCUGCUUGCUGUCGCCGAGAGAGAAGGAAGAGAGCAAACACCAUGCAAUAACCGUGCCGAAUCAGAGCCGAGGACGAAUCCGCUCCGUUAUAAAUCAUCUCUCCGUUUGUGCGUCGAUCCUCAAGCACGUUGAGGAGCAGUUUUUGGUUGCUUUCUUCUUCUUUUGCGGUUCCGCUGCUUCGCGUGCGAGAAGGGAGGAGUACUGGAACAGAGAGGAAGAUGUUUCGAUUGAGCAAUAAUCUCAUCGGGGUGCUCAACUUCGUCACCUUCCUGCUCUCGCUGCCCAUCCUGGGCGGCGGGAUAUGGUUAGCCACCCGCGGCGGCGUGACCGACUGCGAAAAGUUCUUGCAGACCCCUCUGAUUUUGAUCGGCGUCUUCUUCAUGCUCGUCUCCCUCGCCGGCCUUGUCGGCGCCUGCUGCCGCAACUCUCUCCUUCUCUCGAUUUACCUAUCCGUCAUGUUCAUCCUCAUCGUCGUCCUCACCGUCUUCACAGUCUUCGCCUUCGUCGUCACCAACAAGGGCGCCGGCGAGGUCACCUCUAACCGGGGGUAUAAGGAGUACCGCCUCGGCGAUUACUCCCACUGGCUGCAGAAGCGGGUGGAGAACUCGAAGAACUGGGCUAGGAUCCGCGCUUGCCUGUCCGAAGCUAAGGUCUGCCAGAGCCUGCGAGAGAGUAACCAGACCUUCAACCAGUUUAUUAGUGACAAUCUUUCGCCCAUCGAGGUACCAUCCACCCCAAAUGCCAUUUCUAUGUCAAUUCCGGAUGCUGCAAACCCCCCUCUGAAUGCAACUUCGAUUACCAAAACGCAACUCUCUGGACUGCACCAGCGACGGACACCAAUUCAAGCAACCCCGACUGCAGUACCUGGAGCAACAACCAGUCGAUUCUCUGCUACGACUGCCGAUCUUGCAAAGCCGGCGUCAUCGCCAACGCAAAGGACAAGUGGAAGAAGAUUGCCAUCCUCAACAUCAUCAUCCUUAUCUUCCUCAUAAUUGUCUACUCUGUUGGCUGCUGUGCAUUCCGAAACAACAGACGGGACAACGACGGCCCAGUCGAGUGGAAAGGAGGAUAUGCCUAAAUCCUACUAAGAUUUCCACUGCUGCUGCCGGCCUGCUGUUUGCUUUCUGCUCUCCUAGCUUCAUUUUUCAGCUGCUGCUGGUUUUUCUCUGUAUAUUUAGGCUUCUGGCUCUUACAACUACAAGAUGACUUCAUAUUACUACUGUCUUUGCUCUUUAGGUAGUGUAUCUUACAUUGCCUAUACUGAGAUCUUUG